Messenger RNA from Salarias fasciatus (jewelled blenny), 603 nucleotides. It is a transcript of the gene homezb, whose product is annotated as homeobox and leucine zipper encoding b. The record is from RefSeq and is a predicted model, not a curated record. Gene Ontology annotation, cellular component: nucleus. The transcript is spliced from 2 exons. The coding region runs from base 1 to 603 and encodes 200 amino acids. Gene Ontology annotation, biological process: regulation of transcription by RNA polymerase II. Gene Ontology annotation, molecular function: DNA binding; DNA-binding transcription factor activity, RNA polymerase II-specific. Lineage: Eukaryota; Metazoa; Chordata; Actinopteri; Blenniiformes; Blenniidae.
AUGAGUCAGAGCAGCGCGGUGGUUCUCCCCGUGCUCACCGUGCAGAAGACGUUCGUGUGGGUGCGCUCGGAGCAGAUCGACCUGCAGGUGGUCGGCGCGGCGGAGCUGCAGGAGGCCUUCGACGCGUUCCCGUACCCGACGAGCCAAGAGAUGGCCGCGCUGGCCCAGCGCUGCUCCUUGCACCCGGACCAAGUCAACGUGUGGUUCAUGACUCAGAGGCUGCGCUACGGCAUCAGCUGGGAAAAUGAAGACAUCCGCAACCCAAAGUCCGGCUCAUGCAGUCCUCUGACCCACCGCAACGCCAAGACGCUGAGGCGCAUGUCAAUGAUGCGGACGGCCUUCCUGCAGUGCCAGUACCCGGACCCCGAGCGCUACAGCCAGCUGGCGGAGGACAUCGGCAUCUCCCGCAAGCUCCUGGUGCAGUGGUUCAACAACGUGCGCUGCUACAUCAAGAAGUCGAAGCCCCGCUGGAUGAGCGUGAAGCAGCACAGGCAGGUGCUGGCCGCAGUCCGGUAUCGGCAGUACAUGAGCAUCUUUCAGAGCUACCAGCACGUCAGCGGGGUCGCUCAAGAGGAUCAGGGGCUGUUCAGAGGAAGGAAGUGA